Molecule: messenger RNA, 3147 nt
Organism: Cydia splendana
Lineage: Eukaryota; Metazoa; Arthropoda; Insecta; Lepidoptera; Tortricidae
Gene: eco
Product: N-acetyltransferase eco
Exons: 12
Coding region: 355-3147 (930 amino acids)
Biological process (GO): mitotic sister chromatid cohesion
Cellular component (GO): nucleus; chromatin
Molecular function (GO): protein-lysine-acetyltransferase activity
Source: RefSeq, a predicted model, not a curated record
UAAGAAAAAGGCGCCACUAUUCCCGCUAUUAACGUAACGCAUGGCAAUACCGUUAAUGGUGACAGAUGUUUACGCGCCAAACAACAAUGGUUGCUUGACUCGCUCCGCCAACGUUUCAUUGCGUUCCCUUUACACGAUUUUUAGAAGUCUUUUUGUGUUCUUUUUCACUAUUUAUCAUCGUGUUAUUACUUUAAAUACGCUUACGAUUAUUUGAACAUAUGAUUGUUUGUUAUUCGUGUGUAUUUUGAUUCAGAUAAUUAGAUUGAACAAGAUACGUAGUCGGUUGGUCAUGUAACUCGACGCGGGUUACAUCGACUUAAGUGUUUAUUAAGAACUAUUAUAACAACAUCUACGAUGUCUGCGGUAACUCCGCGUCGUUCUUCAAGGCUUCCCCACAAUCACACGCCAAAAAUGAGUGAAAGAAAGAAGGGGCUCUUUCAAAGUGAAUUGGAGGCGUCGAGAGAGUCUCUGACGAAGCAUCGGAGGCUGCCGGUGGUGAACAGCGAGAGUGACAGCGAUGACUGCGACCUGGGCAUCAUGGGCACGCUGGACUCUAGCUCUGGGGACGAGGUCGACCACAGCGUGCCUAAGACGCCAGAACGCCAUUGGUAUGGCACUCGAAGCUCAAAACUGCUCAAAGAAAACCACGAUCUGAAGAGCUUCAUCAAAUCACCGUUCACUCUCAACAAGUACCAUACAAGGUACUCCUGUCCGGAAAAAUGUACCGGUUCUCACUCCACUCCAGUGACCCCACACAUGCAGAACCACCCCGGGACACCAUCCUCCACACAUUCAUGCAACAGUGUCCAUACAACGUCUUCUACCUCAAGCAAGGCUCGGAAGAGCCUCGCAUCCUUAAUAGCUGACACGGAGAGCUGCAGCAGCUCUUUAAAGGAUCUUAACUUCGAUACGGAUUCCGGUACAGACACCAAAGAGAACACACCAACGAAAACUUUAAGAAGGUCUAAUAGAAACAAAAUGACACCGAAACUACAAAGUUUUAAAGGUGUACUUCUAGAACAGAAGAAGAAUGUUACGCCACCAAAUAAGAACCCAGUUGUGAGCUUGACUAAGAUGGAUUUAGCUACAAACCUGUCACCAACACAAAUGUUAAAAACUCCUCAUACAACUGAAGCUACCAUGUCACCUCCAAAGCUAAGUCACAACCGACGCUCUGUUGUUGAAAUAGCAGAAAGCCCUGAAUCAUGCGAAAGUGAGAUAAGCCACAAGAGACUGCGUAACAACAGCCUUACUGAGUACGGUCCGGUUUCUAAAUACCCUAAAAUCGAUGCCAAUUCGGCUCCUAAAGCUCGUCUGUCUCUCUUCAACAGCGAUAAGUUAAAGAUAUCAGCCAAGUCUUUCUAUGGCAGUUCUAGCCCGGACUUAAAUAGCAGCAUUACAAACAAAAUUUCUAGCGCUUUCGAAACCUCAAUAACAAUCAACCGUCGCCUCUUCUCAAGCCAACCACACAGACGGAAGAAAAAAUCAGGACAGAUAAACAUGGGAGUGAGACACAGAAUCAGAAAGCCUAAAGUGCUGAAAAACAAGAUGUUUGCUAAAGGCAACCGGUAUAUGAACAAGUCUGAUUCUGCUGUUCUUAAUAACAGCACAGUUUCAAACGUUUCGGCCAAUAAUCUAAGCAUGAAUAACGUUUCUAUGACGAGUCAGAAUUCCUCACAGGAAUUGGACAAAGAUAAAGCGGACCCUUUUGGCAAAGAAAAAUUAACCAUAGAAGCGCUCCUCAGCCAAUGGGAAGAGGAAGACGAACCAGAACCCAGACCUGAGCUGCCGUGCUUCAACAGUACUGUCAUAGAGGAGACUAACCCAAUCUUCCAGCCCGUUACCGCUAUACCUGUGUCGGGGCAGGCCCUGCCGCAGGACGGAGCAGUUAUCAUAGAAUUAGGCGCCGACAAGCCAGUGAAGCCUACUGAGGCAGCGGGGACAGCUGAUGUGACCAUGAUGGAACUGCACAAGGCAGACCACGGCGAUGUGCCAGAUGGGCAGUUCCUACCCGUGGACGGCGGGUUCAUACUAGUUCAAGAUAAUGUACCUGCAGUACCUCAAGAAGAGCUGACCGAUCUUGACGAGAUCGAGCGCGAGCUCAAAAUGCUGGACGAGCAGAUUCUGAUGAUGACGCAAACUGAUGCACGCGUCUCUGUACAAGCUGUAACUUCCACCUCCACUGUUACUCCUGAAAAGUGCAUAACCGCUCAGGAGAUAGUGAUAAACGUUUUCAACCAGUUGUUGAAAGAAAAGGGGAAUGUGACCGAGGCAGCUCUAGAAACUGCCAGAUAUGUUAAUAUGAAGUAUAGUGUUGUGAGGACCAUAAUAGGGGAGUGGAUGGAUAGGGAAGAAAUGGUGGAGCGUGGCGAAUCGGGUGUGCCAGAAUUAGAUGCAAAGCCAGAUGACGCCACGAAACUGUUCCCCAUAUUCAGCAAUCCCAACCCUGGGACCUGCACGCCUAGCUCUAAAGGUAAAAGCAGUAAGAAGACAUUAUUGAAAGACGGGAGCAACCAGUACGUGAUAGACGCAGGACAGAAACAGUUCGGCGCUACACAGUGCACGGAGUGCGGGGUUAUAUACCAGAUCGGUGAUCCUCAGGACGAGCAUGACCAUUUGGUACACCACAAUGCGACUGAUGUGCUCAAAUUCAAUGGUUGGAAAGAAGAAUGCGUCGUCGGCAGAUGGGACGGUGCUCGCUGUAUCCGAGUACGAGGUGGUGAAGCCAACUGGAAGCGAGUUGCGACCCUGCUCACCAGGGUUGUGCACGCACAGCUCGGGUACCACGCCGAGUUGCCGGGCGAGAUACAUACUUACACGGCAUACCUAUACAUUGAUAAGAAGCAGAUUGCUGGAUGUGCGAUUGUUCAGCCCAAAACCAGGGCCUUCAAGCUCAUACCCGGGGACCCUGACUGCUGCACCGUCGAGGACUACCCUGUCAAAUGCGGCAUCUCUCGUAUCUGGACGCACUUGUCGCACCGCCGGCGGGGCGUCGCGUCGCGCCUGCUGGACUGCGCGCGCGCGUCCGUCCUGUACGGCGGCGCGGUGGCCACGCAUGACAUCGCCUUCAGCGCACCCACAUCCGCCGGUAAAGCGCUAGCCACCAAGUAUUGCGGUACUGACCAGUUUUAUGUCUACCUUGAUUGA